CCCGCGGCUUCUAAACAACCUACUCUCCUCAGGUCCCAGGCGCCGGCCUCCCAGUUUCCUGUGUGAUCCCGCCACCGCCAUGGCAGAGUUGGGCCUAAAUGAGCACCAUCAGAAUGAGGUUAUUAAUUACAUGCGUUUCGCUCGUUCAAAGAGAGGCUUGAGACUUAAAACAGUAGAUUCCUGCUUUCAAGACCUCAAGGAGAGCAGACUGGUAGAGGAGACGUACACCGUGGAUGAGGUCACAGAAAUCCUAAGUGGACUGCAGGCUGUGGUACACAGUGAGGUGGAGUCUGAGCUCAUCAAUACAGCCUACACCAAUGUGCUGCUCCUACGGCAGCUGUUCUCACAAGCUGAGAAAUGGUACCUAAAGCUACAGACAGACAUCUCUGAACUUGAAAACAGAGAAUUAUUAGAACAAGUGGCUGAAUUUGAAAAGGCAGAAUUUACAUCUUCAAAUAAAAAGCCCAUCAUAGACAUCACAAAGCCCAAACUUAUUCCAAUUAAUGAAGGUGGAACAACAGAACUGCUAAACAAGGAAAUUUUAAGACUUCAACAAGAGAAUGAAAAAUUAAAGUCAAGGCUGAAGACCAUUGAAAUACAGGCUACAAAUGCUUUGGAUGAGAAGUCAAAAUUGGAAAGGACACUUCAAGAUUUACAGCUUGAUCAAGGAAAUGAACAGGAUUUUAUAAAGGCCCAUGACUUGGAUGACUUGGAAAACACAGUCGCAGCUCUUAAGACCGAAUUUCAGAAAACCCUUAAUGAUAAGACAGAGAACCAAAAGUCUUUGGAGGAGAACCUAGCAGCAGCCAAACAUGACCUCCUCAGAGUCCAGGAGCAGCUGAGCAUGGCUGAAAAGGAGUUAGAGAAGAAAUUCCAACAAACAGCAGCAUAUCGAAACAUGAAAGAAAUUCUCACCAAGAAGAAUGACCAAAUCAGAGACCUACGGAAAAGACUGGCAAGAUAUGAAUCUGAAGAUUAAAGACUGAAGGUUUUGUCUAGAACCUGCCACACAUACAAGUUAUCUCCAUCCACCUCAGGCAUGUAUUUUGAAGCCUUUUGUCAUAUUCUCUCCUUUUUCUAGUGUUUAGACUUUGCUUGUAAUACUAGAAUUAGCAUUCUUGUCUUUAGUUCUCUAACCAAGAAGAGAAAAAAAGUAAUGAUUUUUUGUUGUCCCAAACAUCUAUCUGUCAAAUGCUCUAGAAUCUCUUGCAAGUACAGUGAGAUUUCUUCAUGGUAGAAGAGAGUUUAGAAUGGGAAUACGAGCCAUCCUUUUGCAUUAGUAAGAAGAGGAACCCUUUUAAUGUUAGAGAAACAGUACCACCAUUACUUGUACAGUCCCAGAAUGUAAAGAUAAAUAGUAAAGUUAUUAAGAUUUACAAAUAAACCUCUUAUUUUUAAUAAUGAAAUUUUAGUUAAUUUAUUCUAUCUCAUCUUCAAAAUGUAUAAACUCAUGGAAAAUAUGUUUACUGUCUACUGUAGUCAACAUUUUUAAUCAAUUAUAAGGGAAAGUGAGUGCAGUAAAUGUGAAGACUCAGUUAACCUUUGCACCUCUCUGUCACGAUGCUGCUUACCAAAAGAGAUGCAGGCAUUUUCUUGCAUCCUAACUUAUCACGGGUAUGUGUUAUGGAUGGAGAAGUCAGAUUUAUCUUAUGUUUUCACAGUUUAGAAAGCAGGUGGGCUCAGAGUAUAUGCAAUCUUUAGACUUAUUUCCAGAAUAUCCUUUUAACCUAUAUGUAAAUUAUAACUCUUUCAAACUCUGACUCAACAGAAAGUCAGUGACAAGGUUCCAGGUUGGACUUUGGGUCAUAGUUUGUAUAUGGUAGAUAAAUGGUGCUUUCAAGAGAUUUUAGUAUUUCUAUUGGUUUGCUUUUCCUGUGUAGUGCAGUGUUGUGGUACACGAAUAAAUAAAGACCACAAGGCAGUUAAAUCUCAGAAGGAAAGCAUUUACCUUUCACCUGUUACAAUGGAAGUUUUCCCAUUUCUCAAAACAUGUCACAUCCAGUGUGAACAACCUGAGAGACAAUCUCCACCUCCACAAAUAGGGAACUUAUUCCUGGAAAGAGUGUACCGAUCAAAACUUACAUCUGUUAUUUUCACUCAAACUUUUAGUACUAGCUUUGAAUGUACUGUGGGGUUUUUGUAGGCUUUGUUAAAAUACUGAAGGAACAAAUAACAGUGAGGUAAUUUCUCCCUGAAAAAGCAGGGAAGGCAGUCUUAGAAGAUGAGUGAAUUGGCAAAGAAGAGAAAAAAAUAGAGUAACAAGCCAACAUUUCCCACACACUUUUUCUCAUCCAUCUAUCUGUAGUUGGAUCACUCAUCAGAUUCUUGUAGGGUGCUCACUGAGGGCUCUAGUUUUACCCUGUAUUUCUUUAGCCCAACCCUAACUAAAAGUCCAUUUCGUCAUUUGUGAACUAGGAUGUUCUGUCUAAGUCAGAAACCAGAACUUCUAACUAAAUGGAAAAUGUUUCUUUCAGAAACUGUUUAGUUAUAUUCUGCCUACAGCUUUCUCAGUUUAAUGUCAGAAAGAAAGACUUAUUAAACAACCUAUAAAACAUUGCUGGGUAAAAGUUUAUUUAUUUAUGUUUGUUGGUAGGGGUUUUGAAAUAGUCUGUGUUGUGUGUUUUACUUGUUGAAUAAUAAAUUCAAAAGUAUUUAUGAAACCUUAAACUCUCUAAAGCAGUAAGAUAAAUAAAUAGACCGCAAAAAUCAAUGCGAUGCUUCUUUUACUUACACCAUUUACUGCUUCUGGGUUUUUUGCUGUACUGAUUUCUUUUUAAACUCAUACCGCUCAGCAAAAUGUGAUUUUUAAAUGUUUAUUUUACUUGGUUUCCCAGUUUUAAGAUUUACCUCAUUUGACUAAAAAAGCCAGUUUAGUCUAUACAUUUUAGCCCUUUAGGAAAUAGUUCAGUCUUGAGUAAGCUGUUAAUGUUCUGGUAACUGUGGACAGUUUGAGCUGGUAAGCCAUCUUAAUGAAGCCCCUGGCCAGGGUGCAGCAUUUAACCUACCAUACAUGAGGCCCUGGGGUCAGCUCCCACACUGUGAAACAAAAGCAAA
This is a messenger RNA of Chionomys nivalis (European snow vole), 3054 nucleotides long. It is a transcript of the gene Lztfl1, whose product is annotated as leucine zipper transcription factor like 1. Gene Ontology annotation, biological process: negative regulation of protein localization to cilium. The record is from RefSeq and is a predicted model, not a curated record. The coding region runs from base 80 to 979 and encodes 299 amino acids. Lineage: Eukaryota; Metazoa; Chordata; Mammalia; Rodentia; Cricetidae. The transcript is spliced from 10 exons. Gene Ontology annotation, cellular component: cytoplasm.